Molecule: messenger RNA, 147 nt
Organism: Colletotrichum truncatum
Lineage: Eukaryota; Fungi; Ascomycota; Sordariomycetes; Glomerellales; Glomerellaceae
Source: RefSeq, a predicted model, not a curated record
AUGCAGAUGUCUCUGCGCCCAACUCUCUCCUUCUUCUUUCUUUUUCCGGCCGAUCUUUUCCCACUUACUCCCUCUGAGCUUGGACCCUUGUUUUUAGGAGUUUCGCCCCUUCCCUUUCGCUGCAUCUUGCCUCAUUAUGAUGGAUAA